CGUACAAGAUACGACAAUUGUGACGCGGUCGCACUCCUUGAUCAUCCGGCUCUUGCAUUUGUGUCUCAAUUUCUGGGGACGAAGACGAUGGCACGUGUUAGCACGGGGGUCCUCGCCGUGCUCGGUUUUGUGAUCUGCGCUUGCUUGUUGACUCUGGCUCAGUUCGACAUUAAUUCUAUCGACACUGCACUCAGUGUAGCGAAGAUGAAAAUUGCAAAACGUCAGCAAGAGAUCAAAGGUUUCGCAGCGAGAAGCAUCGGCAAGUGUCCUGUGAGCUCUCCCAGAUGUCCCUUCGCGAGCGGUCAGCAUUUCCAGUCGAGGCCCUCUACGAGGGUCUCCCGGGAAAUAGCCGAGAACGCUCGGAUCCUAGAAGAAGCAACCAAAGCUCUGCUAUUCCGUAAAUACGGAAUUGUGAUCAGGGAUGCGCCGUCGGAGCCCGGCACGACUUCUCGCGCUUCGUAUGACCAGAUCAAUCAGGUGAACACUAUCAACUUGGGUCAGACACAACUAGCCGAACAUGAAGCUCAGUGCAGGGAACGACGGAGAGCGAAAUGCAACCCCCAGCUGCCAUGGAGAUCGGGCGACGGCCGUUGCAAUAAUCUUCAGAACACUCAUUGGGGAAGGGCAAACUUUUGCAUGACUCGACUCCUUGAACCAGCCUACGAAGAUGGCGUUUCUGAGCCGCGAGGAGGUCGCUUCAAUAGCCGACUACCGAAUCCACGCGUAGUCUCCGCGACCGUCAACGCGUUCCGUAACGUCACGGCUCCCAACUUUACGCAUAUGCUGAUGCAGAUCGGUCAGUUCCUCGACCAUGACAUCGCCUUAGCGCCGAUGGAGGAAGAUCCCGGCGAAAUCAUCAAUUUAGGAAAUCCGAACAAUCCCAUCGAUUGCUGCAGCGAGGAUCGACGAGACGGGCCGGAAUGCUUCUCUUUCGGAAUUCCCGGAAACGACCCUUUCUUCUCCGCUUUCAAUCAAGAAUGCAUGAACAUGCCCCGCAGCGCUCCUUGCAGCAACUGUCACCUCGGUCAUCGAGAACAGCAAGACUCUCUCACCUCGUACAUCGACGGGUCUCAGAUCUAUGGCAGCAGUGACGAGGACAAUCAGAGACUCCGCUCCAAAGUCAAAGGACUGCUGAAAUAUCAGGUGGUCAGCGAUCGACAGAUGCUGCCUCGAUCGUUUCAUCCUAAUGAAGAUCGCUGCUCGAAACCAUCAGCGGGACAGUUUUGUUUCCGCGCCGGUGACGAGAGGGUCAACGAACAACCAGGCCUGACGGCUAUGCAUAUCAUCUGGCUCCGGCAGCACAAUCUCAUCGCUGUGAAAUUGAAUGAAAUCAACCCACACUGGGACGAUGAGCGUGUUUUCCAGGAGACCCGACGGAUAGUAGCAGCUCAGUGGCAGCACAUAAUUUACAAUGAAUGGUUGCCCAUUGUCUUAGGACCUGACUACUCGGAGGCUUUCAAGAUCAAGACCCUCCAGACUGGAUUCAGUCAAUACGAUCCCACGGUCGAUGCGACAAUAAGCAACGCGUUUGCCGCCGCUGCAUUCCGUUUCGGGCACACGAUCAUCGACGGCAAUUUCCUGCUCAUCAACAGUCGAGGGGAGACGGGAUCCAUUCGUUUGCAAGAUUUCUUUUUCUCCCCCUUCGGAUACUACGAGGGGAAACUCGACCCGAUGCUCCGAGGUCUUUAUAAUCAGCCAGGACAACAAUUCGAUAGAUUCGUCGUCACCGAUGUCACGAAUCACUUAUACCGGCUGCGUAACGACUCUUUCGGCUUGGACUUGAUAGCUUUGAAUAUCCAACGGGGCCGCGAUCAUGGAUUGCGACCUUACAUCGACUACGUCCGCUUCUGUACAGGCCGAGCGAUCUCGGACUGGAACGAUCUGCUCACUUUCAUGCCGCAGGAUGCGGUUCAGCAAUUGUCGCGAGUCUACGCUAGAAUCGAGGAUAUCGAUCUCUUCCCGGCCGGCGUCGCUGAGUAUUCGGUGGCAGGAGGCGUCCUAGGACCGACUUUCGCUUGUAUUCAGGGCAACCAGUUCAUGCGUUCUAAAUUCGGAGAUCGUUUCUAUUACGAGCAUGGGAAUCAAGCCGGCUCAUUCAGUGAGCAACAGCUGCAAGAAAUCCGAAAGAUCUCUUUGGCGAAGAUCAUCUGCGACAACUCUGACAGUAUAAAGGAGAUACCUGUAAAUGUUUUCCGCCCUAUCGGAAGGGACGGAAACACGGUCCAACCGUGCUCUGAGAUCGAUCGCAGCAACAUCCGGGCUUGGGCAGAACAAUAGGAUCAAACAAGGCAACUUCUAGUCAAAUCUUCCGAGAGCAAUCGAAUGAUCGAGGUUCUUUAGGAAAUACAGGUUAUUUGAUACGCAAGGUUUUCUUCGAGCAGUCAUGCGUUCGCUCUUCCACCAAACGCACGUCAUUUCAAAUAAAAUAAUUCUGAGAAUUGCCGUGACCACCUGCGCAUACUUAUCACUAUUGGACGAAUUCGACUUUCGUUCCAAGCGAAAAUCAUUCCGCCACACAACACUGCGAAAUCUCACGGAUCCUCAACCGUCUCGGAGCAUCCUUCAAAAUCGCGCAGAUGCCACGGAAUGCUAUAACACCAGGAGAAUUUCGGGCUUGGAAAUAAUUCUUGCAACAGACGAGAUCCUUGAAAAAUCGACAGACUUCACUGAUUUGCUUCGAGAAAGAGGAGCUCGAGGUGAACCUAUCACACUUGUCCACGCUUGAGUUCGAAGGUGGAUUGGCACUCAUAGGAGAGCAAGUAG
Messenger RNA from Galendromus occidentalis (western predatory mite), 2763 nucleotides. RefSeq names its product chorion peroxidase. NCBI's taxonomy places the organism in Eukaryota, Metazoa, Arthropoda, Arachnida, Mesostigmata, Phytoseiidae. The record is from RefSeq and is a predicted model, not a curated record. Gene Ontology annotation, biological process: response to oxidative stress. The transcript is spliced from 10 exons. Gene Ontology annotation, molecular function: peroxidase activity; heme binding. Bases 88 to 2277 code for a protein of 729 amino acids.